Cryptosporidium ubiquitum is the source of this 3993-nucleotide messenger RNA. Its product is annotated as pyrophosphate-dependent 6-phosphofructokinase. Lineage: Eukaryota; Apicomplexa; Conoidasida; Eucoccidiorida; Cryptosporidiidae. The coding region runs from base 1 to 3993 and encodes 1330 amino acids. Gene Ontology annotation, biological process: fructose 6-phosphate metabolic process; glycolytic process; response to glucose. Gene Ontology annotation, cellular component: cytosol. The record is from RefSeq and is a predicted model, not a curated record. The transcript has a single exon. Gene Ontology annotation, molecular function: ATP binding; 6-phosphofructokinase activity; diphosphate-fructose-6-phosphate 1-phosphotransferase activity.
AUGAGCAACUAUAAGCAAACUGAGCUUAAAAGAAACAAAGGUGAUUCCAAAAAUAUCUCACUACUUUCAGCCUCGAGUCUUCAUGAAGGACAUUCAAAUAUGCAGAUGUGGAGAAGAAGAUGGGAACCAUGCCUACCACAUAUAUUAAGAUCCCCAUUAUUAGUCAAAGAGGUUUCGGUUUUCGAAGGAAUGGGUAGAAUGGAAAGAUCAGACGUUUCAGCUUACUUUCCCUUGACAUCUGGAAGUAGCCUGGUAAAAUUUGAAGCAAUUUCGGAUGGAAGUAGCUCUUGGAGGAAGUUUCCCGCCAGAAGAAUUGGAGUAGUAUUAUCAGGAGGUCAGGCCUCCGGAGGCCACAAUGUAAUCGCAGGUUUAAUGUCCUAUAUUAAGCUUUGUAACCAAAGUAGUCAACUUUUUGGAUUUUUGGGAGGCCCGGAAGGAGUAUAUACAGAGAAAUACAGAGAGCUAACUGAAGAGGAUAUUAAUGGCAUACUUAACCAAGGAGGUUUUAAUGUAAUAUGUUCAGGUCGUCACAAAAUUGAGACAGAAGAACAGAUGAAAGCUUCCUUGGAGAUUUGUGAAAAGCUAAAAUUGCAUGGACUGGUAAUUAUUGGAGGAGAUGACUCGAAUACAAAUGCAGCAAUUUUGGCUGAAUAUUUUAAAUGCAACUCAUCUAGUACAGUUGUAGUUGGAUGUCCAAAGACCAUAGAUGGAGAUUUGAAAAAUGAGGUAAUAGAGACAUCUUUUGGAUAUGAUACAGCAAUUAAGACAUAUAGUGAACAGAUUGGGAGCAUUAUGGAUGCAGUUAGAACAGAGAAAGAUAGAUACUAUUUUGUAAGGCUGAUGGGAAGAUCUGCAUCUCAUAUUACUUUGGAGUGUGGUCUUCAAACAAGAGCAAAUAUGAUUAUAAUUGGAGAGGAAAUUAAAGAAAAUAACCGAUCUUUGAUGUCAAUUGUAGAUGAUAUUGUAGAUAUGAUUAUAAAAAGAGACUCAUUAGGAAAGAGAUAUGGAGUUGUGCUAUUACCUGAAGGGUUAGUAGAGUUUAUUCCGGAAUUUGAGGCAUUAAUUAAAGAAUUAAACCUCAUUUUACUUAAAACAAGUGAAAGGAGGCAGAUUAUAGAUAGCUUAAGCCAAGAAAUGAAGACUCUUCUUUUGAAACUCCCUUCUGAUGUACAGAAUCAACUUCUUUUGGAGAGGGAUCCACAUGGUAAUGUGCAAGUAGCCAAGAUAGCAACCGAGGAACUGUUGGUACAUAUGGCAAGGGAAAGACUUGAACAGAUUGGGAAGGCUCAUAUUUUGGACAGUGUAAAAACUCACUACUUUGGAUAUGAGGGAAGAUGUGCUUUGCCUUCAAACUUUGAUGCAAGCUAUUGUUUCGCCCUUGGACAUACUGCAGCAGCUCUGAUUGACAAUCAGCGUUCAGGUUAUAUGGCAGUGGUUAGAAAACUAAAUCUAAGCCCCGAACAAUGGGAGCCAGCAGGAUGCCCUCUCACAUAUAUGAUGAAUAUCGAACUUAGAAAGGGGAAAUCUGUUCCUGUUAUUAAGAAGUACUUGGUAGAUCUUAAGGGGCAGUCUUACUUAGCUUAUUGCCAAGUGAGAUCGGAGUGGAAAUUGAAUGAUUAUUACAGGAAUCCAGGACCAAUACAGUUUGAUGGCCCUAAUUCGGGAAUAACUAAUUAUAUGAUAUCUCCCCCAAAAGUGGAGGAUUUAUUAAGGAUUGAAGAUAAACAUGAAAUUAAGACAAAAAAUAAAUCAUCAAGUUCAGAUAACUUUCAAACCAGUCAAAAAGACGAGAUAAAGAUACCAAAGAUUCUACUUUCAGCCGCCUCUAGAUUUAAUGAUGAUUUAAUCAUUUCCUCAUCAUGUAGAGAUUUGGAAGCUUCUAUUAUUACCAAGUGUUUACCUCAUCAGACAAGAAAGCAUAACAAUAGAAUACUACAAUUAAGAGAAGAGGAGAAUUUUUCAGGACACACAGAAAUUAGAGAAAACAGCCAGUGCAAAUCUUCCAUGAGUAACUCAUUUGCUUGUGAUUCACUUGGAUUAAUUCUAUCAUGUCUCUCAACUCCUGGAGCUCAGAAUGUAAUUUGUGGGUUAGUCAGUGGGCUCCCAUCACUUAAACAACUCAUAGUUUUUAAGUCUCUAUCAGAGUUUUUACAAGGAAAGGCUCUAAAAGUUGAUCUUAGUUCUGAGGGGUCUUUAAAGUUUUUUGAGGAUUCUCUCAAUUCUGGUGGUUGCACAUUUCCAAACGGAGUAGAAGUGACAAUGAAUAGUUUCUCAGAAAAAAAAAGCUCUCUCACAGCUUUAAAGCCAAGUGAAGCUCAAGAAUUCGCAAACAAUUCGUGCAUCUUUUCAUGCAGAGGACUGACCAGCAAUGACUUCCUUUCCCAGCUUUUGUCAUUUUUUAAUAUUAAAGCUUUUGCAAUUGUGGGGAACAGUGAGGCGGCAACAUUUGGCGCCUCACUAUCAGAACAAUUAAUUUGCAUGUCAUUAAAUAACAUAAAGAAUGAGAUUCCGGUGGUAUUUAUCCCUGUUUGUUUGGAGAAUAGUAUUUCUCACCAAAUGAUUGAAACAUGUGUUGGAUUUGAUUCUGUAUCCAAGAGUAUUUCAACUUUGGUUGGGAAUUUGUUGACAGAUUCAGCUUCUGCAACAAAGUAUUGGUAUUUCAUGAAGAUAAUCGGUGAGAAGACCUCAAAUGUCGCUUUGGAAGUUGGGAUUCAGACUCACCCAAAUUUGGUUGUAAUUCCAGAAAGAUAUACAGAUGGGAAACUGUCAGUUUAUGGUUCGGAAGUAAUUGGGGCCACAUUGGAUGAUAUUAUUACUGAAAUUUGUGAUAUAAUUUGUUUAAGGUCUAAUCAGGGAAAUAAUUUUGGCGGGCUAUUAGUAUCAGAAGGCCUUUUUGACCAGGUAUACCCAACAAGAGAGUAUAGAAGAUUAUUUUCAAGAUUUGGCACUCAGAAUUUAAAUAAUGUUUUAAAGUCAGAAGUAUCCAAUAUUUUGAGUUCUGAGAAUCCGAGUAAAUAUGAAAAGAAGAUUAUUGAGGAUUUUAAACUUAUAUUUAGCGAUAUAGAUGCAAAGCUAAUUGAGAAUUUGGUCAAUACGAAAAAAAUAUGCGACGUUCAGACUGAGGUUAUUUUAGCAUCUCUAGUUCAAAAGGAACUUAAAUUUAGAAGAUCCAAAAACAAAAUUAAGAAUGGAAUGAACCCAGUAUGUUUCAGCUUCACAGAUCAAGUCAGAGCAUGCUUUCCUUCAGAUUUUGAUUCCUCACUUGGUUUCAUGUAUGGAAUGUUGGCAUCAAAAAUUAUUAAUAGUAACUUAGUUGGGGGAUAUGUAACAGGGAUUAAAGGAGUGUUAAAUCAAACAAAUAAUUGGAACAUGUAUGCUCUCCCUAUUUCAUCAUUAAUGACCUUAGACAUUGAAAGAAUUAAAGAAGUACAAGGCCUAAGAAAUGACCUUAAUGUUUCGUUAGAAUCAAAAAAACUUUUAACCGAGGGUACAAAAUACGAAACAAACCAUCAACAAACAUUUAUUUGCAAGCUAAACUCUAUUAAUUUGAGUAAUAACGCCUCCUUUAGACUUCUAAUGAACCAUAUUGAAAAAUGGGAGGUUGAUAAUAACUAUGCUAAUCCAGGCCCUAUACAGUACUAUAAUGUUUUCAAAAACCUAUUUAAUAGGACACUGUUUGAAAAUGAAUACAUUUAUGCACGAAGCCUAAAAGAAAUUGAUCAAAUCCUGCUUGAAAUCAAAACAUCAUGCCAACUCGGAGUUGAAAAGGAUGUUCUAAACUCUACUAUACACCACUUAAGAGCCGUACAAAAUUCAAUUACAAUUAUGAACAAUUGUAACCACAGAAAGUUUAAACCAGAACAAAUUGAAUGCAUACAGAAAAAAAACUCAAUUAGUGACUACAUAUCAAACUUAAGGUGCAGAAAUAAUAUCAACGAAACUAAUCUAGAAAUGAUUGUCGAUAAUGUUGUUAAUCAAGAAACCUGUAAUUAA